Messenger RNA from Guillardia theta CCMP2712, 845 nucleotides. RefSeq lists its product as hypothetical. The transcript has 7 exons. Gene Ontology annotation, molecular function: oxidoreductase activity. The record is from RefSeq and is a predicted model, not a curated record. The coding region runs from base 1 to 768 and encodes 255 amino acids. Lineage: Eukaryota; Cryptophyceae; Pyrenomonadales; Geminigeraceae.
AUGGUGUUGCGCGGGCAGAGGGUCUUGGUAACAGGCGCCGGGAGAGGGAUAGGACGGGCGAUUGCUCUGAUAUGUGCAGAGCAGGGAGCAAAGGUAGCGCUCAUGUCUCGCACAGAGGAGGAGCUCAAGGCGGUAGCUGAGGAGGUGAAGAAGGCGCAUGGCGAGGAGGCGCUUUACCUUCCCGUCGAUGUCACCAACGAGGGGCAAGUGGAACGAGCUGUGCAGAGCGUGGUGGAGAAGUGGGGGGGGAUCGACAUUCUGGUGAACAAUGCAGGAGCCGCCUGCGAGAAGAAACCAGCGUACGAGCAGUCGGUGGAGGAGUUCCGUAAGCUGUUGGAGAUCAACACUGUGUCUGUGCUGUCAGUGACCAAGUCGGUCAUCAACCAAUCGAUGCUGCCGAAUAAGAAGGGAAAGAUAAUUAACAUCUCCUCUCGAGCCGGGAAGGUCGGGUACAAGAACAUGCUCCCAUACUGUUCUUCCAAGUUUGCGCUCGAAGGUCUCACGGCCGCUCUGGCUCAGGAUGUCAAGGACCUGGGAAUCACCGUCAACUCAAUCUCCCCUGGGAUGGUGGACACUAAGAGUUUCCCCAAGGCUGAAGGGCAGGCAGGGGUCAGGACAGCGGAGAGCAUCCGAGAUGGCCUACUUGCUCUGAUGCUGAGUGAUGAGACUGGGAAGUAUAUUCACGUCGACGAGUUCGAUGCCGCAGUCGAGAAAGGCGACAUGAAGAAGGCAUUCAAGAACAUUCAUGAAGAUGCUUUCCAGGUCUGAUCGACAAGGGCAGUCGCCAGUUAGUCAAGGAACUUGCAGCUUGCGAUGUGGCUGUCGUUUAUAGAUGAAACGAUUUG